Messenger RNA from Helianthus annuus (common sunflower), 3652 nucleotides. RefSeq lists its product as uncharacterized. The transcript is spliced from 9 exons. The record is from RefSeq and is a predicted model, not a curated record. The coding region runs from base 228 to 3509 and encodes 1093 amino acids. NCBI's taxonomy places the organism in Eukaryota, Viridiplantae, Streptophyta, Magnoliopsida, Asterales, Asteraceae.
AUAAAUGAUGAAAACCUAUACAUACAAUAUAAAUACACGCACACAACCAAAUCUCAUCGAAAACCCUUAUAUGUUCUUCUUCUUCGACUCUAUCGCUCUCUAAAUCCUCAAAGAUCAACAGAUUCAAUAAGAUUAUUAGGUUUUUGUGAGAUUGCGAUUGAGGAAUUGUGUUUGGAUUGGAAUCGGGAUUGAAUCAUGGAGAAAUCGAUGAGAGAUUGAGGAAAACGAUGCCGGAAUUAGCGGUUGAUUGUCGAACGACGUCGUAUGGAGCAGUUUCUUCGAGUGGAUUUUGGUCGAAACAUUGUGGUGAUGUUAGUUAUAAUCAGCUUCAGAAGUUCUGGAGCGAGUUAUCACUACAAGCAAGGCAAGAACUCUUAAGGAUCGACAAACAAACUUUAUUCGAACAAGCGCGUAAGAACAUGUACUGCUCGCGAUGCAACGGGCUACUUCUAGAAGGUUUUAUGCAGAUCGUUAUGUAUGGAAAGUCAUUGCAGCAGGAGGGGAUAUUUAAUCACGCUUCCGCGAAUAAACUCGUAACCUCAAAAUCUCAAACCGUUGAGAACGGUUGUAUGACAAUCGGGGGCAACGAUGACGUUAUUCAAGAUCCAUCCGUCCACCCGUGGGGCGGUUUAACUACUACUCGAGACGGAACACUCACUCUUCUAGAUUGCUAUAUAUGUUCGAAAUAUUUGAAGGGACUACAAAAUGUAUUUGACAGUGCUAGAGCACGGGAGCGUGAACGCGAAUUAUUAUAUCCCGACGCGUGUGGCGGAGGAGGUCGCGGGUGGAUUAGUCAAGGGAUGGUGGGGUACGGUAGAGGUCACGGAACACGAGAGACCUGCGCUUUGCAUACUGCUAGACUUUCCGUUGACACUUUGGUCGACUUUUGGUCAGCACUUGGAGAAGAGACGCGUUAUUCUCUUUUAAGGAUGAAGGAAGAAGAUUUUAUGGAACGGCUAAUGUAUAGGUUUGACAGCAAGAGGUUUUGUAGAGAUUGCAGAAAAAAUGUAAUACGUGAGUUCAAGGAGCUAAAAGAACUCAAGCGCAUGAAAAGAGAAACUCGUUGCACGAGCUGGUUUUGUGUGGCUGAUACAAGCUUCCAAUACGAGGUGACUCAUGACACAAUUCAUGCUGAGUGGCAUCAAACUUAUGCGGACUCUAAAGGAAUAUACGAGCAUUACGAAUGGGCUGUGGGAACGGGUGAAGGCAAGUCGGAUAUAUUAGAUUUUGAAAACGUGGGCUCAAAUUCAAGGGUUAAAGCGAACGGUCUAGAUCUCACUGGUUUAAACUCAUGUUACAUCACUCUACGCGCAUGGAGAACCGAUGGACGUUGUAACGAAGUUUCCGUCAAAGCUCAUGCUUUGAAAGGUCAACAUUGUGUUCAUGGUAGACUUGUAGUUGGUGACGGUUUUGUUACAAUCACAAGAGGUGAAAGCAUUAGACGGUUCUUUGAGCAUGCAGAAGAGGCUGAGGAAGAAGAGGAUGAUGAUUCCGUGGAUAAGGACGGGAAUGAAUUAGACGGAGAAUGUUCUCGUCCACAAAAACAUGCGAAGAGUCCGGAACUUGCUCGCGAGUUUCUUUUAGAUGCUGCCACAGUUAUAUUCAAAGAACAGGUUGAAAAGGCUUUUAGAGAAGGGACUGCACGGCAAAAUGCACAUAGCAUGUUUGUAUCUCUUGCGUUAAAAUUAUUGGAACAACGUGUAAUAGUCGCGUGCAAGGACAUCAUUACUUUAGAAAAACAGUUUAAACUUCUUGAAGAAGAAGAGAAGGAGAAAAGAGACGAAGAAGAACGAAAAGAACGCCGAAGGGCAAAAGAAAAAGAAAAAAAACUUCGUAGGAAAGAGAGACUAAGGAUCAAGGAACAAGAAAAAGAGAAAAAAUGUGGUCAACUAAGUCAAACUUCCAUUCCUGAUACAAUUAAAGAGGAAUUAACAACCGUUAAUAACGAGCCCGACAUCAACGACAACAACUACUGUGAAGAACUAGAACACACUCCAUCAUCCAUGCCUGCAUCAGACGACUAUAUAGAAGACCAGAUAUUAGACUAUGAUGAAAAUGAAAAUGAAAACGAAAACGGAAACGCGGAGUUCGAUUAUCGAAAAGACGGGAAUCAGUUGUUUGGUAACGAUCAGUCGAAACACACUCGUAGGAGACUGAAACCGUGGAAAGAUUAUCAACAUGAUCAACCCUCGAAAUGGACUGAUAGACGGCGGUUUGAAUACGGGUCAACGGUCAACAAACCGGUCCCGCGAUAUCACAGUGACGGGUAUGAAACUGCAUCGAGGAACGGAAACGUAAAUGGAGUAAAUAAGUCUGUUAGCAGGUCAAACGGGUCAAGGUACACUGAUAGAUCACAUUGUUGCCAACACACUUAUUACCGACCCAAAUCAGGUAUACCCGAACCCGAUAUCGAUGCGUCAAAACCGUAUUUUCGCAGAAACAAGUAUAACAAUAGUAAUCAAACCGAAUCUGUUCGUGAACGACCUAAGACCAAAAUUAUUUCGGGAAACAAUGGUUUAGGUUAUGUAAAGAAGGUAUGGGAGCCUAGAAGCAAUAUAGAUUCCGAUGAUGUCACUGAUCGGUCCGCUGAUGUCAUCAGCCCCGUCAAGGUUGUUAAUUCACCAAACGGAAUCAAGGAUAACGAUUUGAAGGAAUCAAAAAGUAGUGUUCACGUAGAACCCGAACCUGAAAGCGGGACAACCGAUUUGUGUACUAGCAGUACGAACUCGAAUUCCGAUAGUUGCUCAUCGUGUCUUAGCGAAGGAGACGGAAACGCUUCGUUGUCAUCAACCCCGCAAAAUACCGAGUCGUCAUCUACGUCAGAUUCUGAGUGCGCGAAUCAUCGUUCCGAAGUGAUUAAAGAAACGUCACCCUGUCGUGAGAAUGCGGGUGAAAUGUUGUCGAAAACGAGUGAAAGUGUUACGGGAAAUAAUGUUGUUCCACCACCAUUGCAAGCUAAAAGCAUACACUUUCCGGUGUUUCAAGCUCCUUCCAUGGGCUAUUACCACCAGGGUCCGGUUCCAUGGGCCUCGCGCCCAGCCAGUGGGCUCAUGCCGUUAGGCCCAUUACCCCAUCCGAACCACUAUCUGUUUGCUAGUCCGUUUGGGUACGGGAAUUCACCUUACGUUCCGUAUAGCGUUGGUGGGCUCCAGCCGCCACUACUUAACCAUGGUCAACUCCCUAUGUACCCAUCGGCUCCAUCGGUCAACGGUGUUAAAGACCACCACACCAAGGUUAUCCCGGUAAAAAAUGAACAACAUGUGAAUUCUGAAAAGGCGCAGAACGGGCAAAAUGAUAAUUCUGAGAAAACGCAAAAGGGUAAUACGGGGUUUUCUCUGUUUCACUUUGGUGGGCCCGUUGAUGUUUCGAACGGGUUUAAUCCCGACGCUGAUGCUGCGGAUUGUGUGAAAGAAGAGGUUGAUGCGGAUGUUGAUAGGAGUGUUGUGAAGGAUGUGGAGGAAUACAACUUAUUUGCAGCAAGCAAUGGGAUACAAUUUUCCAUCUUUUAAAAUACAGUUUUUGAGAUUUUGAAUAUUUGAGUUUGAGUCUGAGUUUGAGUUGAGUUGAGUUGAGGUAAUUCAAAUUUUUAUUUGACAUGCAAAUGCAAUAAUCUUGUGAUACAUAUUCAUCCAGCAUGUUUUUGUUUUGGUAA